Messenger RNA from Trichoderma gamsii, 942 nucleotides. RefSeq lists its product as hypothetical. The record is from RefSeq and is a predicted model, not a curated record. The coding region runs from base 1 to 942 and encodes 313 amino acids. Gene Ontology annotation, molecular function: hydrolase activity. NCBI's taxonomy places the organism in Eukaryota, Fungi, Ascomycota, Sordariomycetes, Hypocreales, Hypocreaceae. The transcript is spliced from 2 exons.
AUGAGCUGGAUCUUCGAUACUAUGCAGGCAUGGAUCCGGCAAAAAGAGAGGCUUGUCAAGGACCCUGCCCUCAAGGAGCGGCUCCAGUGCGAUGUACAGCCUCUCGACGACGGCCUUUCGAGCAUCCUGUGGGUAGGAAAUCGCCACAAGGCCCGCAAGAUAGUGCUGUAUCUCCACGGAGGAGGCUUUCAGAUGCCGAGCAUAGCCGGUCACUUUGAAUGCGUCUGGAACUCAUACGUGCUCUCGGGGGUAGAAUCAGAGACUGAAGUCGCCGUUGCCUUUUUGCAGUAUUCGCUCGCUCCCAUAUGGAGAGCUCCCGUGCAGCUCCGCCAGGCAGCCGCCGCUCUGUCCGAGAUUCUCGAUGCAGGCUUCGGCGCCAAGGAUAUCGUCGUAGGCGGCGAUUCUGCCGGUGGAAAUUUGACGGUGCAGCUGCUCCAUCACCUAAUCGAGCCCCAUGCUGAGGUUGCCCGCAUCGUAUUACAGGAGCCUCUGUCAGCUGCCUUUCUGAUAUCGCCGUGGCUCGGUAUGGACACCUCUGCUGCCUCCUUUCGAGAAAAUGAUCUUUAUGACAUGAUUUCAAUGGAUAUCCUGCGCUCUCUUGCUAUCGUUAUUCCGCCCGGUGGAGAUGGGACGAGCAUAGAUGAAAAGGGCCCAGACAGCUGGGCGGAGCCUUUGGAAUGCAAAGGACCGUGGCUAAACAAGCUGGGCAGCGCUGUCGGGAAAAUUUACAUCACGGUCGGUGAUCGGGAAAUCUUGGCUGAUCAGGGCAAGCUGAUGGCAAAGACAGUGACUGCCAUGCAAACAGGAGUGGAGGUGACUCUCGAGAGCAACCCCAAGGCAGCCCAUGAUUUCUUGGUCGUCGAGGGACUGUUUGGGCAUAUUGGAGAGGAGACUAUCAAGAUGAAGCAGUGGUUCAAGUCUGCAUUGAAGAAGGCGAACUGA